Phanerochaete carnosa HHB-10118-sp is the source of this 1341-nucleotide messenger RNA. RefSeq lists its product as uncharacterized. NCBI's taxonomy places the organism in Eukaryota, Fungi, Basidiomycota, Agaricomycetes, Polyporales, Phanerochaetaceae. Bases 1 to 1341 code for a protein of 446 amino acids. The record is from RefSeq and is a predicted model, not a curated record. The transcript has 7 exons.
AUGUCUGACCUGACGGAUGGUCUCCAGGAGCUUUUGGAGAGACACAGAAAUACCUGCAUUUCAGAGAAUGCGAUGGCACUCUGUUCGCGCGAUGAAGACGCCGAGCUUAUGCGAGUGAAACUUGGGGAGCUGCUCAAUUACAUUGAAGAUCUCAAGGACGAGAUUCUGCAGCUGAAAAGCAAAAAGAAAAGCUCGAAAGCUGCAAGGUCAGACGCAUCCGCCCCUGUUGUCAUGCUAAAUCAGAGAAUUAUAGAAGUGCACGCGAGAAUGUACACUGAGAUGUACAGUCUAUGGAUCAUGACCACCGCACUCAGCACUCCUAUCCAGAACUUCGACCCCAGCUGCAAUUUGUUCAGACCCAGUCGCUUUGCCGAGGAAGCUCUGCAAGCCGAGACAGAACAAAUUCAUCUGUUAUUUCACCGUAUGCCUGCUGAUGCCAACGGCAGCAAUGAGAAGCGAAAUUCGAUUAUGGCCCUCAUUGGUCAAUCACCUGCCUUCGAGGAACUGUUCACGACCACGGCUAACAGUCAUUGCUAUAGCUGGAACAACAAGAUAGGAAAGGCAAUGCUUUCGAUGCCGAUUGAAGGUAUCUGCAAAGAGGCUUGGACGGAUCAGAAUAAGAUGGCCAAUGAUCCCAUUGCACAAUGGCUGCGUGGAGACAUAAACAACGAUUUCUCCCCAGUCUUAUUCCAUUCUGAUCGUAUUAGUGAGGUAGAUGGAUUAUUCAAUAGCGAUGCACUGGCUAAGUGGGCAAGGUUCUCCACUUUUGGACAGACCUCAAUUUCUCGUAGUUCUGCCGGUAAUGCUGGGGCUUUAAAAUGGGGCUGGAACUGGAUUACGCCACAAUAUAUAGCAUCCAUUGCCGUACUAACAACUGUCUUCCAGGGCGUGCCUGGUGCAGAUGCGCAUCUACCACCACAAUCAGAUGGGCGCAGUUCUCCUGACCUCGAGGAGAAUUCCAGAUUUGGCGGAAACUCUGAAUUUUGUCGCAACUACAAUCGAAGGUCCGAGCCCAGCUCUAGCCCCAUCUUCCCAUGUGACUGCGACCCCAGCUUUUCAUAUGUCUCCGAGUCCGGCUUCCUAUCCACGCUCACUUACACCCUUAUCAGCCAUGUCGACGAUCAGCCAGAAUGUGCCUCAAGUCUGGAUGGAGACGAGGAUGGAGAUGACCCCAGCAUGGCUGGCCAUGUCGAGCCUGGUGCACCAUUACCCGAGCAUGCCACUCUGGCCGAGGAACGUGCAGCUGUGCAGAUCAGGCCUCAAGUACCCACCGCUCUACAUGCCAGUCCCGCAGCAUCACAGAGGCCCAGGCGGUCACUGAUGCAAAUGAUGGUGGGGUAG